Molecule: messenger RNA, 1542 nt
Organism: Coniosporium apollinis CBS 100218
Lineage: Eukaryota; Fungi; Ascomycota; Dothideomycetes
Product: cysteine desulfurase, mitochondrial
Exons: 3
Coding region: 1-1542 (513 amino acids)
Biological process (GO): [2Fe-2S] cluster assembly
Cellular component (GO): nucleus; mitochondrion; cytosol
Molecular function (GO): pyridoxal phosphate binding; cysteine desulfurase activity
Source: RefSeq, a predicted model, not a curated record
AUGUCCAAUAUUGCACCCGCAGCAGCGAGGCAGGCCCUCAGAGCGUGCUCCAGGAGAGCCGCGACCUCUUCGAGCAGCGCAAUCCGCCCUUCUUCUCUCGUCGCCACGCCGCUCGCCUUCCGCGGCCAUGGACGACGCAAUUAUGUAUCAGAGACCAAGCCUGCCCAGGCUACUGUCGACACAACGAUCAAGGCCGACCAGCGAGCAUUCCUGCAAGAGACUGGAAAGAAGCCGGAAGACGUUCAGAUGCCGACGACAGGAAUUGGUGCAGACGCCAUGAUGAGCCCUGCCGCAGGCAUACUUAAGCAGGCGACCGUAAUGGACGGUGGCACUCGACCCAUCUACCUCGAUAUGCAAGCUACGACCCCAAUGGAUCCGCGCGUCCUGGAUGCCAUGCUCCCGUUCUAUACGGGCUUAUAUGGCAACCCUCACUCGCGGACGCAUGCAUACGGCUGGGAGACGGAAAAGGCUGUUGAGCAGGCUCGAGCGCAUAUCGCUGAGCUGAUAGGUGCCGACCCAAAGGAAAUCAUCUUCACCAGCGGGGCCACUGAAAGCAACAACAUGAGCAUCAAAGGCGUCGCGCGCUUCUUCAAGCGCUCUGGCAAGAAGAGACACAUCAUCACGUGCCAAACAGAACACAAGUGCGUCCUCGACAGCUGCCGGCAUCUUCAGGACGAAGGCUUCGAUGUAACGUAUCUUCCGGUCCAGAGCACCGGCCUGAUUGACAUGGAAGAAUUGGAAAAGGCGAUGCGCCCUGACACUGCACUUGUCAGCAUCAUGACCGUCAACAACGAGAUUGGUGUGGUGCAGCCGGUGGAGGAGAUCGGAAGACUGUGUCGAUCGAAGAAAAUUUUCUUCCAUACCGAUGGCGCCCAAGCCGUCGGAAAGAUUCCCAUCGACGUCAACAAGCUGAACAUAGACUUGAUGUCUAUCUCGGCGCACAAAAUCUACGGACCGAAGGGCAUGGGCGCCUGCUACGUCAGGAGGAGGCCGAGGGUCAGACUUGACCCGAUUAUCAGUGGAGGCGGCCAGGAAAGAGGCUUGAGGAGCGGUACCUUGGCGCCGCCUCUCGCCAUCGGCUUCGGCGAAGCUGCGAGAAUUGCCAAGGAAGAGAUGCCGUAUGACACGAAGCGCAUUACCGCACUCUCUGAGCGGCUCAAGGAUGGACUGCUCUCCAUGGAGCACACCUCGCUAAACGGUGACCCUACAAGACACUACCCAGGCUGCGUCAAUGUAUCCUUCGCUUACGUCGAGGGCGAAUCGCUCCUCAUGGCCCUCAAGGACAUUGCGCUGUCAUCUGGUAGCGCAUGUACUUCGGCCUCGCUCGAGCCCAGCUACGUCCUCCGAGCGCUUGGCAACAGCGAUGAGAGUGCCCACAGCAGCAUCCGCUUUGGCAUUGGGCGCUUCACUUCAGAAGCCGAGAUUGACUACGUGCUCAAGGCUGUCAGAGAGCGGGUGACGUUCUUGAGGGAACUGAGCCCGUUGUGGGAGCUGGUGCAGGAGGGCGUGGAUCUCAACACGAUUGAGUGGAGUCAGCAUUGA